AGGAGGAGGAGGAGGAGAAGAAGAGGAACCGUUCCCGGGGAUUUAUUUUUCCAGUGGAUUUGGCGUCUCUCCCUGUUUUUUUUUUCCCCAAGCCAGCGGGUCGGGUCUUUUUGUGGGGGAUCCGUAUUUUUCUCUUGGAAAGAAAAUUUGGGGAGCCAGCAUGGUUGCCGGGAUGGGGGCGCUGCUUUGGGCUCCCCUCGGGCUGUUGCUGUCACUUCGGGCCGGAGCCGCUGACGUGAAAACGCGGAGCUGCGGCGAGGUGCGGGAGGCGUACAAAACGAAAGGCUUCAGCCUGGUUAACAUCCCCUAUCAGGAGAUCGCAGGGGAACACUUGAGAAUCUGCCCUCAGGAAUACACAUGUUGCACUUCAGAAAUGGAAGACAAACUAAGCCAGCAAAGCAAACUGGAAUUCGAGAAUCUGAUGGACAAGACAAGCCAUUUUGUCCGCACCACAUUUGUAUCAAGGCACAAGAAAUUUGAUGAAUUUUUCCGAGAGCUCCUGGAGAACGCAGAAAGAUCCUUGAAUGAUAUGUUUGUACGAACAUACGGCAUGUUGAACAUGCAGAAUUCAGAAGUAUUCCAGGACCUCUUCAUAGAACAACGAUAUUACACAGGAGGCAAUGUGAACUUGGAGGAGAUGUUGAAUGACUUCUGGGCCCGUCUAUUAGAGCGAAUGUUCCAGCUCAUAAACCCCCACUAUCAUUUCUCUGAGGACUAUCUAGAGUGUGUGAGCAAAUACACAGACCAGCUUAAGCCUUUGAGAUGUACCCAGAAACUCAAGGUUCAGGUGACGAGAGCUUUCAUCGCGGCAAGGACCUUCGUUCAGGGGCUGACCGUGGGGAGAGAAGUUGCUAACAGACUUUCAAAAGUGAGUCCCACCCCAGGAUGCAUCCGGGCAUUAAUGAAGAUGCUGUACUGCCCUUAUUGCCGAGGACUGCCCACUGUGAAACCUUGCAAUAACUACUGCCUCAACGUAAUGAAGGGCUGCCUUGCAAACCAAGCAGAUCUGGAUACCGAAUGGAAUCUCUUCGUAGAUGCCAUGCUUUUGGUAGCUGACAGACUAGAGGGACCAUUCAACAUUGAGUCAGUUAUGGAUCCCAUUGAUGUCAAAAUUUCUGAAGCCAUAAUGAACAUGCAAGAAAACAGUGUGCAUGUGACUGGAAAGGUUUUCCAAGGGUGUGGCCAGCCUAAACCAGCUCCAGGCGUAAGAUCUUCUCGAUCCAUUCCUGAAAACUUCAACCCUCGCUUUCGACCUUAUAACCCAGAAGAAAGACCAACAACUGCUGCUGGCACCAGCUUGGACAGGCUGGUAAUUGACAUUAAAGAAAAACUAAAGCUUUCCAAAAAGUUCUGGUCUACAUUACCCUACACCAUCUGCAAGGAAGAAACAGUGACUGCUGGCAUGUCUAAUGAAGAGGAUUGUUGGAAUGGACACACCAAAGCUAAGUAUCUACCUGAGAUCAUGAAUGAUGGACUCACCAAUCAGAUAAACAAUCCUGAGGUUGAUGUGGACAUCACCCGGCCUGAUACCUACAUAAGACAGCAAAUCAUGGCACUAAGAGUAAUGACCAACAAACUUAAAAAUGCAUACAAUGGGAAUGAUGUGAACUUUCAGGACACAAGUGAGGAGACCAGUGGCUCCGGUAGUGGAAGCGGCUGUACAGAUGACAUUUGUCCAACGGAAUUUGAAUUCAUCACCACAGAAACUCCUCUCAUUGACUCAGGCAGGAGGGAAGUCGACUCUUCAGCCAGCCAGCCAAGCCCAUCUAUCCUCACAGGCUUCCUCCUUCUUACAGUCUUUCUCCUGCAAAGACACUGCAGAUAAUCCCGGCUCCAGUCAGCUCUGACUGCCUUUUAGCUAUUGAAAAAGAACAGAACAGCCAAUUAGCUCCUUUUCUGAUGCCCUCAGACAAUGGACCACACCACCAACCCUUACGGUUUUCUACCAGAAGGAAGCGGCCCUGCACCCUGCCGCAUUUUGGCACUUUCACGGAGAGUGUGCCGGGGCCUAGAAGAGCCUCUUCUGGUUUCCAUCUGGGGAAGGCGAUGUCUGCUUCUCAGCGAUCUCUUCUCUCACACUUUUAUUCUAGAAGACUUUUCAGAAUAUGAUUUGCUUUUAUGCCUCAGAAAGAAAAAAAAGGGGGGUAAGAGAUUUAGGGGACCCGACAUGGGCUUUUAUUUUUAUUUCUUCUUUUUUUUCCAUUAGAAAGAAAAAGAGAACGGGAAGAAGAAACAUGUUGAAAAUAAAGCUAUUCCAAGGCCGAAUAAUAAGCACGUACAUAUGCACCCACAGGAAAGCCAAGCCUUCUUAUCUAGGACAUUUCUGUAUUGCACUUCAAAUCACCAAAAUGAUGUUAAGUCACUGAGAGAAUAUCUUGGAGUUUGGUGUUUUGUUUUGGGUUUUUUUUUUGUAACACAGGUCUAACUAUGUUUAUUCUUAACUGUCAAACAGAAGAGUUGGCGGAGAGGUUUGAAGCAGAAAUAGGACACUUUCUGAGAACAAGAGUAGCACCUUUCUGUCCCUUUCCUCUCACCAGUUUGUGUUUGACAACUACCCUGUUUCCCGAAAAAUAAGAGCUCCCUGGAUAAUAAGCCUAA
Messenger RNA from Thamnophis elegans (Western terrestrial garter snake), 2598 nucleotides. It is a transcript of the gene GPC6, whose product is annotated as glypican 6. NCBI's taxonomy places the organism in Eukaryota, Metazoa, Chordata, Lepidosauria, Squamata, Natricidae. The record is from RefSeq and is a predicted model, not a curated record. Gene Ontology annotation, cellular component: cell surface; plasma membrane; extracellular region. Gene Ontology annotation, biological process: cell migration; regulation of signal transduction; regulation of protein localization to membrane.